This is a messenger RNA of Hemiscyllium ocellatum (epaulette shark), 13026 nucleotides long. Its product is annotated as protein phosphatase 1 regulatory subunit 37-like. The transcript is spliced from 13 exons. The record is from RefSeq and is a predicted model, not a curated record. Gene Ontology annotation, molecular function: protein binding. Lineage: Eukaryota; Metazoa; Chordata; Chondrichthyes; Orectolobiformes; Hemiscylliidae. Bases 1106 to 5125 code for a protein of 1339 amino acids.
GAGGUGCGCGAUUGGUUUUCUCCUCACCCCCCCCCUCCCCUAAAGACAACAAUCGAUUCGAUUAGUCAGAGAAGCGGCGGAGACAACGUCGGGAUCGUGGGGGGUGGUUUUGAGGAUAAGAAAAGCCGGGGGUAUGGAGUCAGUCAGUGGAAAGCAGCAGCAGCCGCCCGGGAGACGCUAACUCGAAGUCUUCUUUCCCCUGCCCCCUCCCUCUAAUAUUUGGGGAGGGGGGAUUCGAGUGGUCUUUAAAUAGGCCCCAAGUGCGACCAGGACCUCAGUUAGUGAAAGGUGCCCCGGGGCUGGGGGAGGGACGUGGGGGUGCAGAGAGAAUCGUCAGGGUGGAUGGAAGGAGGCACUUCCUGAGACACGUCGGGUGCUGGGAGAAAGGAGUAAAGACGAGCUUUAAUCACCACCACCACCACCCCCCUUUCCAGACACUGGGGGGUGGGGGUGGGGAGGAAGACCUGUCUCUAAGCCCUCCCCUCAAGCCCCAGGAAGGGCUGUAGGUGAGGGAGAGCCCAAACUCGCCAGUCGGAGAACAAUACUGUCUUUGCGAGUGAGCUGCUGCCCCCAGCUUUUAACCACAGUCAGGGUCAUAAUACCGACCCGCCAAAGCUGCACGAGAAUAAUACUGACCUAGGAGAGAAUUACUGCCUUAAUCUGUGUAAUAAUUCUCUAGAGCUGCAAGGAAGCUUUAACUGCAGUUACAAUAAUGGUACUGACCUAGGAAAACAGCAAAAAAAAACCCUGUCGUGAGAAUUAUUGCUAUAGUUCGGGGACCAUUACUCUUGAGCAGGCUAAUUUCCAACUCUAUACUUUAAUCAUUGAGAUAAUAUUGCAGGAAAGAAUUGCUGCAACAAUUGGGGUCAUAAUUCUGUGGAACAGGCUGAUUUCCAGCUCCAGUGAAACAACUGAGAGCAAAUAAUCCUGACCUCUGACAGGACAGUUGCCAUAUUAGGGGUAGUAAUACACUGGAACAGGUUGAUCACCAGUUCCAGAAAGGCUUAACAAUUAUCAGCCUUAUAAUUUUGAUCUAAUAGAGCAGGGAGAGUACCAUACUGACCUGAUUUACUGGUAUAUUGAGGAUCGUAAUAAUCUGGAAGAGAUGGAGGUUAGUAAUACCCCUCACAGGGAAGACCAAACCCACCAGCUAGAGAAUAAUAUAAGAGGAGACUGUUGUCUCAAUCAAAGUGGUAAUACUCCAGGUCUGGCUGAUUCCCUGCUUCAGGGAGGUUUUAACCACAAUAAGUGUAAUAGUAUUGACCUAUUAGAGCAGCAAGUGAAUAAUACUGACCUUCAAGAUAAUUAUUGCGAUAAUAAGACUAAUAACUCCCUGCCGCAGGCUGAUUCCCAGCUUCGGGGGGGCUUUGACCAUAGUCAAAAUAAUAAUACUGAUCCAGAAGAGCAGCAUGAGAAUAAUACCGAACUUGGAGGGGGCUACUUUCACAGUCAGUGUGGUAACGCCCUGGGAGAUGAUAAUCAGAGAAGGAGAGAGGUUAGUACCCCUGCAUGGGGUGACCAAGCUCAUCAACUGGAAAAUAAAACUGAACCGGGAGUGGACAACUGCUACAGUCGGGCUGAUAGACUGGAAAUCCACCAAGUGAUUAAUAUUAAUCAAAGCGUAGACUGCAGCUGUGGUCAGGAUUCUAAUAUUCUAGGGGACAUGGAUGUUGAUGAUACUUCCGUCAGGAGGCAGCGCUGUCAUCAGGAAAAUAGUGCUAAUCUGGGCGAGGUUAGCUGCAGCAAUCAAGGUAAUGAUGUCCGAGAACAGGAUACUUAUGACCCAGGAAGCGGAGAUCAUCAAUGCCAGAGCAAAAUCGAGAUAAAUGGUAAUCAGACUGAGAUAAUGGUUAACAGUGGGUCGAAAGUCUCCUCAACUGAGGAAGAGAUUGUCUGUGCUGAUGACGGGAAAGGUGUGAGAGGAGCUACUGGUGACUGCCUGUUAGAAAAUGAGAUGAAGAGGGAUCCCAAGGAAGAGAGGAGGCAAGAGGGAGCACUUGUCUUGGAGGCUGAGAAGGGAAGCUGUUCAGAGAUCGGAAGAAACAGACUAGGGUCAGAGGAUGGGUUGUGUGAAGCAGGAAACAGUGAAUCCACACAGAAACUCGAUGGAGAAUCAAAGGGGCGAUUAUACCAGGAACGAGUGAGCAAUGAUAUCAGAGGCAAAGAUCUGUCGUCAGGGAAGUCUGCACGAAGGGGUAAAGAAGAGGGGAUAGACCAGGUAUUCUGCAUUCAUGAGGUCAAUUGUGUGGUGAAGGAAAACAUGGUGGAGGAAAACUGCUUUGAGACAGGAGCAGUGGAAGAAAAGGAGAGGGGACAGAACAUGUCUGCUGUACAAACGACAGAUAAAUUCACACAGUGUGUAUCAACAGAGACUAGACUGCAGGAAGUGAAAAUUGAAGCACUGCAGAAAUGGGAGCCAAAUACCAGCAGCAGUGAAAACAGCAAAGAAAUGGACAGCGAAAGGAGCUGCCGAAAUCUGGAACUGACUGCCAUACAGGAGGCGACUACAAACUUGAUACAACUGGCCAGCAAGGAGCGGGAUAUAAACCAGGAGAAGGUAAACUGCACAUUGAUUUUGGAAGCAGAGAACUGUGCAGACCAGCAGUUGGAGGAGUGUAGGGAAACUGAAUCAGACAGUGAGGUGCCAUUACCCCUGGCAGCAGGCACUGCCAGGUUACAGAUGAACACUUCAGCAUGUGACACUUACACUAAAUAUUCUGCUUCGCCCCAGAUCCGUUUGGAUUUAAUCUCCCCAGUGGGGGACAUCUCCCAUCCUCUUUCAUUGACCUCCUCCUCACGGGAUCAGGCUGGAGAUGCCACUUUGCUCUUGCCCUCAGUGGACAGCCGGGCAAAACAAAGCGUGAAGCGGGUAACCUUUCCCUCUGAUGAGGCCAUCGUUUCUGGAGCUGUGGAGCCAAAAGACCCCUGGAGACAUGCCCAGAAUGUGACAGUGGAGGAGAUCAUUGCUGCCUACAAGAUGGCCUGCCAGAAGCUGAACUGCAAGCCGAUUAACAAGCUGCUCAAACAAAUCCAAGAGUUUAAAGAACUUUCACAGAGGCUGGACUGCCUGGAUCUGAAAGGUGAGAAACUGGACUACAAAGCUUCUGAAGCCUUGGAAGAGGUUUUCAAACGUGUCCAGUUUAAGCUGGUGGAUUUGGAGGCAACCAACCUGGAUGAAGAUGGUGCAUCAGCAUUGUUUGAUAUGAUAGAGUAUUAUGAAUCAGCCACACAGCUCAACAUCUCAUUUAACAAACAUAUUGGGACGCGAGGAUGGCAGGCUGCAGCGCACAUGAUGAGGAAGACUAGUUGCCUGCAGUACCUGGAUGCAAGGAACACACCUCUCCUCGACCACUCUGCACCAUUUGUGGCUCGGGCUUUAAGGAUCAGCAGCAGCCUGGUGGUACUGCAUCUGGAAAAUGCCAGUUUAUCUGGCCGACCGCUCAUGCUGUUGGCAACUGCGUUGAAGAUGAACAUGACGCUGCGAGAGCUCUUUUUGGCUGAUAACAAAUUGAAUGGAUUGCAGGAUUCGGCACAGCUGGGAAACCUCCUAAAGUUCAACUGCACAAUCCAGCUAAUGGACUUGCGCAACAACCAUAUUCUAGACUCAGGCUUGGCAUACAUCUCUGAUGGAUUGAAGGAACAAAGACAAGGUUUAGUGACCCUGGUCUUGUGGAACAAUCAGCUGACCCACAAUGGGAUGACCUACAUGGCAGCUGCACUGCCCUACACGUUGAGUCUGGAGACGUUAAAUCUUGGCCAUAAUGCUAUUGGCAAUGAAGGUGUGCACAAACUCAAAGAUGGACUGAUUGCAAAUCGAUCGGUUCUGCGCUUGGGAUUGGCAUCUACAAAACUCACCUGUGAAGGCGCCGUGGCCGUGGCAGAAUUCAUUGCUGACAGUCCCCGCCUCCUCCGCCUGGAUCUGCGUGAAAAUGAGAUCAAGACUGGUGGACUUAUGGCUCUCUCACUAGCCCUUAAAGUGAACCAUUCCCUCCUAAGGCUUGACCUGGACAGGGAACCCAAAAAAGAAACAGUAAAGAGCUUCAUUGAAACUCAGAAGGCUCUCCUCUCAGAGAUUCAAAAUGGCUGCAAGAGGAAUUUCAUCCUGGCAAAGGAGAAGGAGGAGAAAGAGCAGAAGAUGCAGCAGUCUGCGUCAAUGCCUGAGAUCACUGUGACAGUGUGCGACAGUAAGGAGCCCCAAAAGAGCCAGGUCUGCCUGAAGACCCAGGAAAUGCCAGAGGGUUCGGAAAGUGAAAUCGUUCAAGAGACAGUAACCAGGAAUGCUGAAGAGCUGGUUGGCACCAAUGAGUCAAUUGUUGCGUCCUGCUCUGUGGAGUGUAACCUGCAGCCUGCAGUGCAGGUUGAAUCGGAACAGAGCCAGGCACAAUUGAGCCUGGCUGGAAUGUCCAGCUCUGAGAAGCAGGAUCCUUUGGAAACACGUUGUGGAAAGGAAUCAGUCACAGAAUGUGAUGGGGGUGACAGAAGCAGCCUGGCCACUGUUGGUGAUCAGCCAACGCUGAUUGCCACUGAAUUAAAAUCUCCAGGGCCUGAGAGUCCAGUAUUCAUCAGGUCGCCAAUCGACAUCACACCAAGAAACAACGAGCGCUUGGUGUCCAGUCCAGGCAGGGGACGCAAAGUCUUUUUUGUAACCAGGGUGGAGAGCCCACCAGAAAACCCCAACAACCAGGACAUGCAAUGGCAGAAUGAACCACUGCAAAGCAGAGCGCAUGCUAUCUCCACUAAAGAGGCAGAAUCCCCAUCAAAGCCUUUACCUUGUUCAGCAUCAGACCCACUGUCAACUUCGACUGUUCUAGAUCCUGCUCUGGAUGGUAGUUCCCAGACUGAGAGCCUGUCAGGCCUGGACAGAGGGGCAGAUAACGCUGGGCACGACUUUGAGAAAGUUUGUGCCAAAGACUGCGAUCACAUAAUACAUGGGGCUGCCUUACCUAAUGGACUGAAAGCAGAGCUUGUACAAAGGUUGCCUGAGACGACAGUGCUGACCACAGGCAAGGAUGGUAAAGCAAUGAGCUGCAGCAUUGAGCAUGAGUUUACAUCCCCCAAAACUGAAAAGGAGCUGGAGGAGUUAUUACUGGAGGCGAGUCAAGAGACCUGUCGUGAAACGUCGUGAAAGUGAGCAGUGAGUUUCAGGUCUUGCUGAAUGUGUUGAGGCUGUCCUUGAAGAUUCCCCACCCUCUUCAGCGCCAACAAAAGAUGUAUUUUCUCUCUUGCCUUCUCCUCAUUGCUCUCGCUCUCUGUCUCUCCGAGCAGUGGCCAUUGGACUAUCCAUUGUCAAUUCACCUUGCUCUUCAUGCCAUUCCACCUUGCCUCCAGAGAAGGGGUUUCUGUGACCCAGUUUGGUUGCGAUACAAACCAAAGUAAGCACCACCCCAGGAAGUUAGAUUGCUGCCGGACCCUGCCUGCUGCGGGUGAGUGGUGUCUCGCUUAUGGAAACGGAGACCAUCGGAACACGUGAUGUGUCCAGGACCAUUGAGUCUGGAAGAAACUGUUAACAGUGUGACUCAGGCAAUGGACGUUUGCCUUGGCAGUGCGUGCAUCAUGCCAGGGCUAGGAUUAACGCUAGUUCUCAUCUAAUGAAACCACAAGUAGGAUUUCCCUUCACUCCCUUCAUGUUUUUUGCUAGCAAGGGGCCGAUCCACUAUUCAAGAAAGCAGCCCCUCUGCUUAAUCCUGAUUGUUGGUCCUCCUUGUGAUCCUUCGUCUCUCCUGAUAGUGAAAGGAUUCGCACUGAGGAGAAAAUCAGAAACACUCAAAAGAUCAUUUUCAGUUCUGGUACUGUUUGUGUUCUAGUUUACCAGUGAGAUUUUUUUUUAUUUUGGAUUAGAUGCUAUUUAUUUUUAGCGUUGAUGUUUAUUGAUGUCUGGUUAAUGUUUUUAAAAUUGGCAGUGUGGAAUUUGCCUGAGGGGUUGCAGUUUGAAUGCUCCAAUUUUAAUGCAACUUUUGAGUUAGCAGGACGGUUAUGCCGAUUGGGAAAAGCGUCGGAAGUCACUCGAGAACUACUUAACUACAUGUAGUAAUUACUGACAUCGACAACUAGACGUUAACACUAAUUGAACUUGCUGAAUGUUAGUUAAUCUGGUCAUUGACCUAAGUCAUUGUCCCCAACCAUUUGGUAAAAGUAGAUUGAUCACCUAGCGGUUUCUGUAUUGCACUUAUGAAUCUUUGGUGGGGGUGGGGGGGGUGAUUAAAAGCUUUGGAUACAUCUUUAAUAAUUAUUCCCAUUAAACUGCCAGAUCUGCACAGUGAUGUUUAACAAUUUGCAAAAUCUUUUCCAGUGGCCAAAACACUUCUGCUUUUCACAGUUUGAUCUGCGGUGCAGCAGACAAAUCAAAAUCUCCGUCCUUUUCAGCAGAAAUAACCCGCAGAGUUGGCAGCACUUGAGACUGAAAAUUGCUGCCAAUAAAUGGGUUACUUUGCUCCUCACGCACUUUGCUAUAUACCAAUUUACAGACAUACCCUUCUUUAAUCAAAGGUUCAAAGCCUGUCACUUCUGAACUGGUGACUGUUCAGAACCCAGCACUAUAAUAGCCUCCUUCCUUCCUGCAUACCCUCACCUACUGCUAUUGGAACGGUGUGGAGGUGAGCCUACCCUUUCCCUUCUACCUGAUUAUGUGGGUAAUUGAUUCGGAAUCAAUUAACUUGACAUGGUGUUAAAUAAAACAGAAAAUGCUGGGGAAAGAAUUCCUGUAUGCCAGACCAUAUUCCUAAAUAGAACAAGCAGGUUAUGAAUUUUCAUUUCAAUCACAUCGCCAACCAGUACAGAUGCUGACAGACCAGCUGUUUCAUUUCCAGCAUGUUUUUAUUUCAAAUUUCCAAUGUCAGAGCUUUUUGUAUUGCUAUGUGCAAAUUCUUCAAAAUGGAGGAUAAAACAGUCGGCUGGGAAACUAGAACAAAGUUGUACUUCUGCAUUAUCCUACCACAGUUUCUUGUUUCCUGAGGAUAGUAGUCAAACAGUGGCAAUUUCCACUGGUCAGGAUCUGUGCAGAAUUUUGAACCUCUAUUCAGCAAUUUGUGUUAAAUUCCCACAAAACAUAAUUUUAUAUUCUGUGUCUGGCUUUGUCUUUCUCAAUCACUCACUCAUGCAUGUUCUCUCUCUCUCUCUCUCUCUCUCUCUCUCUCUCUGUCUCUCUCACAUGCGCGCACACUAUCAAACUCACACAUACUCUCGCACGCACACUAUCUGAUUCGCGCUCUCUCUGUCGCUCUUUCUCUUUCUGUCGCUCAAUCUCUGUCGCUCUACCUCUCUCUCUCGCUCUACCUCUCUCUCUCUGUCGCUCUACCUCUCUCUCUCUCUCUCUCUACCUCCCUCUCUCUACCUCCCUCUCUCUCUCUGUCGCUCUACCUCCCUCUCUCUCUGUCGCUCUACCCCUCUCUCUCUCUGUCGCUCUACCUCCCUCUCUCUCUGUCGCUCUACCUCUCUCUCUCUCUGUCGCUCUACCUCUCUCUCUCUGUCGCUCUACCUCUCUCUCUCUGUCGCUCUACCUCUCUCCCUCUCUGUCGCUCUACCUCUCUCUUUCUCUCUCUUUCUGUCGCUUUACUUCUCUCUCUCUUUCUGUCGCUUUACCUCUCUCUCUCUCUCUCUCUCUCUCUCUGUCGCUCUACCUCUCUCUCUCUCGCUCUCUCUCUCGCUCUCUCUCUGUCAUGCUCUAUCUCUCUGUCUCCCCACCAUCACCAACCUACUUACACACUACCUAAUUAAAAGCCAUGAACAUGAUCAUUAAUAAGAAAAGAAGAGACGUUUUCUCUUCUUGGAUAGACCUGAGGGAGAAAAUAAGAAGGGACUACUUCCUUUUAAUGUUGUUUGAGGUUGUCCCUAGGACAUAAAAUCAUACUUUGUAAAAUCACACUUCGUCCAUCUCCCUCCAACACAAAAUUUUCACUGUGAAGCCUGGGAAGAUUGUCUCACUAAGACAGGGUAACUGAACUGAAGCAAUACAUGGUCUUGGUUGCUCCCCCUAUUGCACAGGAUGAAUGGGGGAUGUAAGAAGAUCAUUUGAGGUUUCUUGAUAAUAAAGUUAGGCGAUCUUAUCCAGAGCUCCCUAUAUAAGGGAUACUCCAUUGUAUUACCUCAGAAUUAAUUUUGCAAGGGGAGGGGGUACAUUUAGAACUAAUUGCAAUUCCAACACUUUUCAGAAAUUUUCUUGAGUCAGUAACUCGCAGAAAAGCAGAAGUUCUUAAGUUUAAAUGAUACAGCGGUCAAAAUGUACUCUGUUGCCCUGUCAGCAAUGGAAAUAUUAUGGAAAGGCAUGCAGACAGAUUCUGUUAGGUACUGUGGGGCAGUGGGAUAGUUAUUCCCAAUUCUACCUCGCUGUUUUGGUUCACUGUGUUACAAACCCUCCCUUACAUAGGGCAAGGUUUUGUAUCUGUAAAAGUGACAGGAAAAAAAAUGAUGUGAACUUUGCUGGAAUGCUUUUUUUUAAAACGCUACGUUGUAUAUAAAGAAAAUUAACAUUUGAACAUGUCAUCUGGAUUCCAAUCAGCAUUAAGUAAAUCGGGCUUUUUUUUCUCUUGUGAUUUAUGUUAUGACCUGAACUUGAUAGAGUAUUUGUUUGUGUGUGUUUCUGCUACCCAUUAUUCAGAAAUGUAAAUUUUUUGAGUUUUCAGUUUUGAGAAAGUAAUGACAGCAUAUUCUGUAAGUAUUUGUUGUGUAUGUACAUUUUACCCAGCUGAGCCACAACUGAGGUUAUGUGGGGGGGAAAGGACCGUCCUUUUCUGACGCCUUAUCCUGGGAAUGGGAUGAACAUUUGAAAACUGGGUCAUCUGCCUCCUGAAGUUUGAUAUUUACUGCAGUUUCCUGUGCUGGUCGCUUCCUCUGACUGUUGAGCAAAAGCCAGUGAAGCAUUCUGAGGCAGUAGUUAACAGCCUGCCGACCGAGGUGAUCCCAGAUCUGGUCAUUCUGCUUUUGAGACAAAAGUAAGAAACCCAAGAAGCAGCUACGCAACUUAUCGCUAUCCACCGGGUUUUCACACUUGGAUAAACAUUGGCCUCACUUUCAGUUCUGAGCACUGGAGGGUGCGGAUCAGUCUUUUGUGAAAUUGAAGGAGAGAAAGUAAUGUACAAACUGCCUCAAAGACUGACUGCGAUUGUAAUGUGCAAGCCAAAGGUAUGCAAAGAUUUAUGACUACCCCACAUCCCCAGCUGUGACCAGUGCUCGAAAGAUCACAGUGGUAAAGGACUGAGAGAGAAGGGGAGAGCUUAAAAUGUUCAAACACCUCCUCAUUUCAUAAAAGAUUAUAUAUGUAAAAUAAACCUGUUUUAUGGGAAAGAAGGUUGGAAGAGUGGGUGAGGGUGUCUCUCCACGAUUAAUCCAAAUUAAACGGGACGAUGGCAUCAGUCUGAAGGGCUGAAUGUCAGAUUCCAGAUGAUCUUUUAAGAAGUGCAAUAAAUGUUUCAGGGCAGUGCAUCAAGACUUAACUGCAUGCAAGUUACAGCAGGAUAUGUAUAAAUUGAUUCUGUAACUUCCAAAUGCUGAGGAUCUGAUUUCUAGUGUAACACUAUGUUUAGAAAUGAGCGUGAAAUGGUGUUGCUGGGCUUCUUCAUUUUUUUUGUUUCCUGAUGUUUUCUCCAGUCAGGAGUUUGUUGUAAUAAUAAUUGUUUUUAUUUUGCAGUGUCUGUUUGUUGUGGCAACUCUUGUACACUUUGGCUGUCUUAGAGAUGUCUAUUGAAGCUAUCCCAUGCCUAAAUAGGCUGGAUUUAAUAGUUGUGGGUUGUUGGGGGAGGGGAAAGGUUUCGAUACUUUGUCGUGUUCAUGUCCUGGCAACAUGUCAUUGGGUAGUUGGAGCCCAGAUGUUGAUACCUUUUCAUUUCAGUGGGUUUUUGUUUUUGGUUUAAGGGAAAUGUCACAGGAAUUGUCUGGAGUGCUGAAUUCUCACUCACUCGCGCACUCGUUCUCUCUCUUGCGCUCGCUCGCUGUUGCACUCACUUGCUCUCAUUCGCGCUCUCUCACUCAUGCGCUGUGUCUCACUCAGUCGCGCUCUCACUUGCACUCUCUUACUUGAUCGCUCCCUCUCUUCCCCCUCUCUCUCUCUCUCUCUCUCUCUCUCUCUCUCUCACACACACACACACACACACACACACACACACACACACACACACACACACACACACACGCGAAACGAUUCAUACUGGUUUCAGGUGUCCAAGGUCCCAUUGUUCAAGUUCCAGCAGGAGCAUACUCGUGUAAAACCAGAAUUAAUUACUAUUCCAGCCAGUUCUCAAAGCUGACCCCCUCAGGGACUCAUACCUAAAAUAGAAUGAUGAUUCAAAAUCAGAGGUAGGUGCUGCAUCUGAUGAGAAUGAGUCCGUAAUUGUGAUGGUAAACACUGCCACUUCUGCGGAAACAUGUCUCUGUUUCACAGGAACAGAAAUGAGAAUCUGGUUUCUGAAAUGUCAGUCGACACAAUUAGAAAUUGUGCAGCAGAUCCUGACAUACUAUGUAAACAGAGUACACUCGAGUGGUCUCCUUAUUACAAGGUCCCUAUUUAUUUACACUAUCUGUAGUUGGGUAAUGCAAUUCGUAAUCUCUUGUAAAUUCUAGAAGAUUGAUGUCUUUCAAGAUCUGAUCUGGAAAUGACACUAAUGUAGAGUUUUACGAUGUGACACCAUUUGGGGAAAACUGACCUUGCCCCUUUAAGUGAACAAAUCAGCCGUUAGUUUUAAGUGAGGAAGUUUAUCUUUUCAAAGAGACACUCAUUUAUUCGGUGAAUCCACUGUUAGGUUUGGGUCUUAUGUAUAAAUUAACAUCAGUGACAUAUUUAAAAGCUUGUUUCGAAGCCUUAAAGGUCAGGGAACUGCAUUGUUCGCAGCUGAGCUGUAUUUGGUUAGGAAGGUCCGAUUCCCAGUCUGGGCUAGAAUGGCAGAAGGUCUUCAAAACGAUUUCAGUGUGCCAGCGCUAGGCGCAGAACUGUCAGACAUUGUACCUGAUUCUGUCUCAGCAGUCAGUGCACAGAAGCGCACACUGAGUGAAAACAGGAAUGCGUACUUCUCUGAGUACUGUAAUACUCAGCCAGAAAUGAUGUAAUGUGGCAUUGAUCAUGCAUAUGAAUAAGGGUCACCAGCAUUGGCCAACAGAGCGAGGAAAGGAGAAACCGUCUGUUGUUUACCAGCUGUUAAUGAUUUAUUUAUCUUGAAUGUUUUGGCCUUGAGUGACACCAGACACUUGGUCCUGUAGGUGAGAAAGAGGGACAUGUUAAGCUGAAAGCAUGGUGAAUAUGUCCAGUCCGCACCACUGAAAUGAAUAGGAGGGGGUGUGAUGGUGACAUGGGACACUAAUAUAUUGAGAUUUCUAUAUCACGCAGUGGUUGUAUGAUCAGAAAUCACGAUAAUUGUGAAUGACUGAAUGGGAUUCGGGGAGAAGAACAAAGAUUUUGUACUAGAACAAUGAUGAUUGUUGCCGGGAUUGGGAGGAAGGUGUUUGGGGGAGGGAUUGAUUGUCCUCAGUGUGGCAAUUGAUGAUUUCUGAUAAUACUGCUUUUAAAAUGACUGUUAUACCAUGUAAGAAUUAAUGAGCAGUGAGGUUGGCCCUCCCAAUGUGGGGAGUGCAUCAGGUGUGACACUGUGCCCAGCAGAUUCUGAGCAGAGUUGUGUGUUCCCUGUCCCCCCUCCUGGUGAGCAACCUGGCCCAGCAUUUACUCCAGGCAAAAGGCAACACCGGCUCCAUCCUCUCAUUCCUGGCAUUACAAAACAAUUUGUCUCUGUUCUCUCCUAAUUCACCAGUAAGUAAUACCAAUUUAAAUGGCCUUUUUACUCCACCAGUGAUUUUCUUUCAGGAUCUAUUUCUGCUGAAUGAAUGGGGGUAGAGGUUCAUCAAAACAUUAGGAUAAGAUGCAGAACUGUGGUGUGACCUGUAAACAGCAAUCUCCCUGUCUACAAACAGGUGCAGAUUAAAAGAAAAAUACAUCAGUUCUGCACUAGUGGUGAUAAUUUUAGCAAUGGAAGAAGGGGACUGAUAACUCCUUAGAAUUCCAAUUGAUCCUGAUCCAAUAAUUCCCUUUUUUCCCCCCAGCUCCAGAAGUAGAGGCAUAGGUGGUGACAGCACCUGAUGUUAGGGUUAAACCUGCUUAAGAAGCCAGGUUAAAAUGCUUUUCCUGCUGCUGUUUUUUUUCUCUUUCUUCUGUCCUCUCCAACUAACACCCCCCCCCCCCCCCACAUACACACACACACACCCGUUCCCCCAAGCUCUUCCUCUUGCUUUGUCUCCCUCUCCUUUCCCCAUCGAUCUCUUUCUACCUACAGUCUCACUUUCUCUCUGUAUCCCUCCCCAUCUAUCCCUCCGCCCCCAUUCCUUCAUAUCACUCUCUGUCUCACUCUACCUCCCCAAUGCUCUCUUACUUAUUUGUCUGUCCCUGUCUCUCUAGCUCCUUUCUAAUUUUCUUUGAUACUGCAUCUUUACUCGCUGUGUCUUGCUAAAACUCGCCAACUUCUCCAAUGUAAACAUAAAUUGUCCUAACCGUUUUCCGACAGGUAAGACCAAAGCAGCAGAUUGUUUGCUAUCAUUAUUGUUAAAUUCCCUGGCUAUUAAUACCAACAGGAAUUCAAACUGCCCCUUACUAAGUUUUUCUGCUGAUUGACUGCUUAAUGCUGCAAAGCCGAUCUCUGCUUUGUAUUGAGUUUGCUGUUAUGCAGAGAAGACUCCUUUUCAUUGUAAUUAAUUCCUGGCACCUAGUAUGUCGCCAAAAUGUCCAAUCCCUUUUGUUGCUAAUAAUAUAAGCUAUUUUUUUAAAGAUGAGAUUAGGUGCCCCCAGAGUCGGUGUUGCUUUUCUUUCGACUGUUGUAGCCGUGGACGAUGGAGCAUGCAUCUCUGCCCAUGAUCAAUGUAUGUUGAUGCCUCCUCAAGUACCUGCACUUGUACAAAAUACUUGAUUAAUCUGUUGAUUCUGGGUAAGUGGGCAUAUUUCCACUGAGUCUCCCUAGGCUCUGAAAUGAACCUGGUGCAAUUAUGAGUUUUACAGCAUCUUUGGGUUUAUUCAGAAUCUUGGUUAAUAAUUAAAAAUAAAAAAAAUUUCUUAAAUUA